Messenger RNA from Acipenser ruthenus (sterlet), 8301 nucleotides. RefSeq names its product cadherin-related family member 1-like. The record is from RefSeq and is a predicted model, not a curated record. Gene Ontology annotation, molecular function: cadherin binding; calcium ion binding. The transcript is spliced from 17 exons. The coding region runs from base 94 to 2691 and encodes 865 amino acids. Lineage: Eukaryota; Metazoa; Chordata; Actinopteri; Acipenseriformes; Acipenseridae. Gene Ontology annotation, biological process: homophilic cell-cell adhesion. Gene Ontology annotation, cellular component: plasma membrane; catenin complex.
GUCAGCCGUAUAGCACACUCUAGAAAGGUACCUCCGUACCUCCCUCGUAGAAACAGUCCUACGUUUAGAGUUUAUGAAUUUAAUUUCUUUAGCAUGAAACACAUAAACAAGGUUGAUAUUUCACUCUUCCUCACAGUAGUGCACGUAUGUCUGGCCCAGGCAGACUAUGCACCCUAUUUUUUCGAUAAUGGGCCUAAUACUAAGAAUGGGAAUAUGGCAUUAUUCAGCCUUUCAGAAGACACAGAAAUUGGCAUGCAAGUAUAUAUUCUAAAUGGAACUGAUCCAGAAGGAGAUCCAGUGACUUUUGGCAUAGCUUUUGAACCAGGGUUCAAAAAUUACUUUAAAGUGGAUUCUCAGACUGGAAUUGUAACUUUAACAGAAGAACUCGACAGAGAAAAGCUGGAUGAAGUGGAAGCUCUCGUCAGUAUUUCGGAUGGUCUGAAUAAGGUGGUUGAAAAAGUAAGAAUAUUAGUGACAGAUGCCAAUGAUGAAAGACCAGAGUUUCACAACAUGCCCUUUAUUGUCAAUGUCCCUGAGGAUACUCCGUCAGGAAGAAGUAUAUUUCAGACUCAGGCAGUGGAUCGAGACAACGGUUCUGGAGGAAGUGUCACAUAUUAUCUACAGAAUACCCAUAAUACCAAAUUUGCCAUUGACAGACACAGUGGAGUGCUUCGCAUUAAACCAGGAGCAGCACUAGAUUAUGAAAAAUCAAGAAUGCAUUUUGUUACAGUAGUAGCCAAGGAUGGUGGUGGAAAAUUCAAGGGAAAAUAUCAGGUGCUGUCUUCUUCAGCUACUGUAACAAUCAAUGUGGUAGAUGUUCAGGACACUCCACCUUCCUUUGUUGGCUUGCCUUAUUAUGGAUAUGUAUACGAGGACACAUUAUCAGGAUCAGAAGUCUUUACAGUAGUAGCCAAUGAUGGAGACCUUGGAAACCCUAAUGCUAUCCAUUAUUCUAUCGUCAGUGGAAGUGAUGGUUCAUUCAUUAUAAAUAACACAAGUGGAUCAAUAAUGGUUCUUGAUUAUCCGAACCAUCUUAAGAAGGUGUUAUAUGAACUUAAAAUCCAGGCUUCAGAAGUAAGCCCAGAAGGCGAUGUGGUUGCGCAUGCAUUUUCAAUCGUAACUAUUCGAGUUGUGGACUUGAACAACCACCCUCCAACAUUCUAUGGCGAAAAUGGUCCUCAGAGCAAGUUUGAACUUACCAUGUAUGAACAUCCACCUGAGGGAGAGAUACUGAGGGGGUUAAAAAUAACCGUCAAUGACUCUGAUCAGGGAGCCAAUGCUAAAUUCAGCCUCAGGCUGGUGGGUCCACGGGGCAUCUUCAGAGUUGUCCCACAAACAGUACUGAAUGAAGCACAAGUCACAAUAAUAGUGGAAAAUUCUGAAGCUAUAGACUAUGAAAAGUACCAGUUCUUAUCCUUCAAGCUUCUUGCUGUUGAAAUCGAUACUCCUGAAAAAUUCAGUUCGACUGCUGAUAUUGUUAUCCAUCUGCUGGACACAAAUGACAACAUUCCCCGGUUCUCUACUGAUUAUUACAUUGCCAGAAUCCCGGAAAACUCACCUGGUGGCUCCAAUGUGGUCUCUGUAACAGCUACAGAUCCUGAUUCUGGGCUGUGGGGCGAGGUCAAAUAUUCCAUCUACGGUUCUGGAUCGGAUCUGUUUCUUAUUCAUUCAUCAACAGGAAUCAUCUAUUCACAACCAUGGGCAACACUAGAUGCAGAGCUGAAAUCCAAGUACAAUUUUUAUGUGAAGGCAGAAGAUACAGAAGGGAAAUAUAGCUUGGCUGAGGUCUUUGUAACAGUUCUGGACAUGAAUGACCACUCUCCUGAGUUUAACGAAAACAUUCUUCAGAAGACUAUGAUUAUCGGGGCACCAGUGCAAGUAGAGGCAAUAGAUGACGAUGCAGAGGAGCCUAACAAUGUCGUUGAAUACUCCAUAAUGCAAUCAGAUCCAGAUAAUAUUUUUGACAUAAACAUAGACACCGGAGAGAUCAAGCUGAAAUCUUACAUCAAGUCAAUGGACAUUGUUCAGAACAUUACAAAGCAAAAGGAUUGCAAGUGGUCAGUGGUGGUCCAGGCUAAAGACAGAGGCUCACCAUCCUUCAGCACCACUGCUGUGGUGAAGAUUGACAUCACAGAGGCGACUCAGCUCAAGGGGCCUAUGGCAGUCUUUUUAUUUCAAAGUAGGGAUAAUCCCAUGAAAGCCCUAGGCGUGCUCGCUGGUGUCAUUUGCGUUAUGGUACUCAUAACAGUCUUGAUCUCCACUGCAAUGUUCAUGCGCAACAAAAAAAACAACAGGAUCAUGCCUGCCCGGCACAUCAUUAAAAAGAGGCCCAAAGACUAUCGCUCGAGGACGGUCAGGACCGGGUGGUUAAAAUUCAGACGCUCCAACAGCCCUUCCGAGAAGUUUGUCGCUGAGGAUCCGGAGCAGAACGUGGAGAAUCUGAACUGCAACAACAACAUGCAGCCGACAGCGCCGCUCCCUUGUGCCCCUGCCUUGCCCCCACCGCCCAUAAAUCUGCCCAAACAAAACAAGCCAGAGUGGAGCGUCCCUACAGUGUCAGGGUCUGUGGCAUCCAAAUCCAAGAGGCAGUCAAGUGAAAACAACAGCCCCAGCGUCAGCUCUGCACUGGUGUCCGAGCUCAAGAUGAAGCUGGAAAGAAAGAUGAUGGAGAGCAACAGUUCUCGCUAUUAAUCAUAAUAAUGUGUUUCUUUAAAAUGCUGCACAUGGUGCACUUCAUGUGAGUCAGUGUUCAAGUGUGAAGAUUGCUGAUGUUGAUAAAUGCUUCCUUGAAAGGAACUAAAAUACAAUAGAACUUAUUAUAAGAUAUUUCGUAUUUAUUUAUUUCAAAGGCGUUGGCUCUAUUUCCUUAUUAAGAUUAACUAGCCUUAUGUUAACACAACACCUUUUCCUGGGAGACUGAUGAGUUUGCUUAAAUUUCAGAAGAGGAAACUAUUGUUUUUUUAGUGGUUUAUAUGUAACACAAUUUUUGUUCCUGGGUAGUAAGUGUUAUUUCCUAAUUGCUUAUGCCUCAAAAGUAUAGAAAAUGGCUAUUAUUCCCCACAAACUUUGCUUUUGUGACCAGGACAGUGAUAUUUUGAAAUUGACCUAUUUCCAAUGAGAAAACGGGCGAAUUUGUGUCUUUUCGUUCACAUAAAGUCAGAAAAAAACAACAUAUGAAUCCAAAUUAACAUGUAUUUAUACUAAAGUAAUACAAAAAUGACUACAAAAGAUUUAGAAGUGAGUAGUUUUCCGAGAUUUACGAUUAUACUGUAAAUCACUUUCACGAAUCAGCCCCUAAAUGUAGUCUCCCAUCAUGUUCUCGUUAUACUGUCCUUGGUAGCGGAGUUCAAAGUCCAGUAUAUCCUGGUGGAAGCGCCCGCCUUGCUCCUCCAAGUACGCUCCCAUGUUCUCCUUGAAUUUACCAAGAUGAGCAUCAAGGAUAUGGACUUUGAGGGACAUCCUACAGCCCAUUGUGCCGUAGUUCUCACCAGAGUCUCAACCAGGUCCACAUAGUUUUCGGCCUUGUGAUUGCCCAGGAAGCCCCGAACCACUGCGACAAAGCUGUUCCAAGCCACUUUCUCUUUACUAGUGAGCUUCUUGGGGAAUUCAUUGCACUCCAGGAUCUUCUUUAUCUGUGGUCCGAUGAAGACACCGGCUUUGACCUUUGCCUCAGACAGCUUAGGGAAGAAGUCUUGAAGGUACUUGAAUGCUGCCGACUCCUUAUCUAGAGCUCUGACAAAUUGUUUCAUAAGGCCCAAUUUGAUGUGCAGUGGUGGCAUCAGCACCUUCCGGGGGUCCACCAGUGGCUCCCACUUGACAUUGUUCCUCCCCACACAGAACUCGGUCCGCUGUGGCCAGUCCCGCCUGUGGUAGUGCGCCUUGGUGUCCCUGCUGUCCCAAAGGCAAAGAUAGCAGGGAAACUUGGUAAAACCGCCUUGGAGACCCAUCAGGAAUGCCACCAUUUUGAAGUUUCCUAUGACCUCCCAGCCGUACUCAUCAUACUUCAAGGCGUCCAGCAAGGUCUUGAUGCUGUUGUAAUCCUCUUUGAGGUGCACCGAGUGAGCCAGGGGAAGAGACGGGUACUUGUUACCAUUAUGGAGCAGCACGGCUUUGAGGCUCCUGGAUGAGCUGUCAAUGAAGAGGCGCCACUCAUUCUGGUUACAGGCGAUUCCGAUUGCCUCGAACAGACUGAUCACAUUGUGGCAGAAGCAGAGCCCAUCUUGACAGGUGAAGAAGCUGGAAAAAGGUUGGUGACGCUUCCUCUGAUCUGCGACUUGCACACUUUCAUCCAACAAGUUCCACUGCUUGAGCCUAGAAGUCAAAAGCUCAGCAUUGGACUUGGUGAGACCAAGAUCUCUAAUCAAGUCGUUGAGGUCUUUUUGGUUGGGGUAGUAUGGGUUUCUCUACUCAGCUCCACCUCUGAAAUUGUCAUCUGGAUCUACAACGUCUUCCUCGCUCUCUGACUUGCUGCUCUCUUCUAAAGACGGCUGCUCUCUCUCUGGAGGAGUGGGUACGGGGAGCUCAUGGCAGUGUGGCACCGGGGGGAUGGAUGAAGGAAGGUCCGGAUACGUGAUAGCAGGUGCAUUCUUGCCAGUCCGACGUUUGGAAGGGUCCACCAUGCAGAAGUAGCAGUUGCUUGAGUGGUCAGUGGGUUCCCGCCAAAUUCUUGGGAUAGCGAACUUCAUGGCUCUCUUUUCCCCUCUGUACCAUCCUACAAAAAUACAUUUAUUUCACCCAUGACUAAUGUGUAAGAGAUUCUCACAACAUUUUGCAUAUAUGAUAUAUUUUUUCAAUAACAUUGAAAAUUGUAAAACAUUUUAAAAUUAAAAACUUUUACAAUUUUAAAAAUUUUAACAAAUUUUAUAACAUAAAAUUCCGAGCAACAAUUGUCCAUCUUACCUUCCAGAGUUUUUUUGCAGUGCUCGCAGGUGAAAUGAGGUGCCCAGGGUUUGUCUUGAUCCCCGACAGGCAUGCAGAAAUAUGCCUUGUAGGCCUCACACAUCUUAGCAGAUGCUUCCACGGAGUACUUUUUCGCUCUUGUCUUGAUAAAUUGGCCGCAGACAUAGCAAAAUGCGUCUGCCGGAUGCUUGCAGCCUCUUUAUGCCAUCUCAGAAAAAUGCAGAUAUGUAUCCACUUAGGCAGCUGGAACUAAACUGAACUGGUGGGCUUAAGGCCCCUGUAUUUAUACUACUAUUUAUAUUACUGGAAAGUUCUAGAAAGUUCUAGAAGUUACUCCAAGUUUACUCAGCACUGAAUCUAUCUGGAAUGUUCUGGAAAAAUAGGUACAUUUCAAAAUAUCACUGUCCUGGUCACAAAAGCAAAGUUUGUGGGGAAUAAUAGCCAUUUUCUAUACUUUUGAGGCAUAAGCAAUUAGGAAAUAACACUUACUACCCAGGAACCAAAAAAAAAUAAAUAAAUUGUUACACGGUGUAAUUAUUAUUACAUUUCUUAGCAGGUGCCCUUCUCCAGGGCAACUUACAAUUAUUACAGGAUAUCACAUUAUUUUUGCAUACAAUUACCCAUUUAUACAGCUGGGUUUUUACUGGAGCAAUCUAGGUAAAGUACCUUGCUCAAGCAGUUUAUUUUUAAUGUAAGAUCUUUAGGAGGAAUGGCAUAAAUAAGCAUUUAACUGAUAUGCAAAUACCCAUUUAUUGAAGUUAAUUUGCAUGUCAAUAAAAAAGUAAAUAAUAAUAAUAAUAAUAAUAAUAAUAAUAAUAAUAAUAAUAAUAAUAAUAAUAAUAUGCUGUAGGGGUGCUUGUAUUUACACACUAUUAGACUGCUAUUGAAUUUUUGUGCUCAUAUUCCAUAUGUAUAUUAAUUAAAAUGUAUAUUGGUAGUUUCCUGGUCCAACAAAUAUUUAAGACAGAUAAAGCUAUGUUUGUUAGGUUUUAGAAUAUUACUGAUACCUGUGUAAUUUGAUUAUAUUCCCCUAUUACUCGUGUAUUAACAUGUAACUGAACUUUAUAAUACAUAGAUAAUGACGUAUUGUUUUGCCAGCAAAAUGAAGCAUUACCGAGAUGGGUGUUAUGUUAUCCAGCUCAGUGCUUGAGUUUUUUGUAUGUUUUUGAAAUACAUAUUGCCAAGCUUACAUUUUCCUUUACACAGGGGAUGUUUCUGUUGCUUUACUUUAGCUUGGAUUGUAGUCAUUUUAAUGGCAUCCAGUUUAAACCCAAUGUCUAAAACAAAUAUUUAAACCAGAGUAGAAAACAUGAAUUCUUGUAAAGAUUGCAAGGUUUAAUCAUGUAAUAGCCCGGCUGUGUGACUCAGUGUAGCUUUACACAACAGUGCCAUCUUGUGGAUCAAACAGGAAUAUUAACAUGCUGUAGGUAAGAAUAUAUUGGAAAGUGGAAGAGACAUGUGAAACAAUGAUGUUUCAAAUAACAUAAACAGCAAAUUAAUUAAAUACAGAGUCUAUCUAAAUAUCUGGGUAAUUUUGCUAUAGUUAAUGAUUUAAAAAGUUUAUUUUCCUACAAAGAAAAUUGCUGUCCUAUGAGGUACCAUAUCAAUCUUGAUUUAUGAUAAACUAAAUCAAUAAAGAACACCAUAUUAUUAAUCAUAUAUAUUAUUUUUUUUGUAUAAAAAUGACAUGUUUCUACUCAUAUUCAAAUAUACCACCUCUAAUGACCAUAGGUUCAAUGGUGAACCUUGAACCAAAUUAGUGUGGUCUGUAGCAAAAUUUAAAAAAACAAUCAGAUUAUGAGAAGGCAGGUAAUGCUAUUCCUGCUAUUUCAUAAAGUGUAUUCUGUAAGGUAACAGUGAAAUACUCAUCAUCACACAGAAAAAAUAAGAUUUUAUUAUAAGUAAUAAAAACAGUUAAACAAAGUGAUAACAAAGCAACAUCAGAUAUCCUGUAGCCUUGUUGCUGUUUUAUCAGUCCUUCACAGCUUCUUUAUAUUUUAUGCCAAUUCUGUGCAUUAAUAUUAUCGUAUGUAAAAGUGGUUCGAAUUGUUAAAUUAUUAGUCUUAAACAAUUCCAAAUUAACCAAGCAUUUUAUCUAGUGGAAAGCUUUAGAGUAAGUAAAAUAAACGAUUUAAACGUAUUAUAACCAACGCUUUAAAAGGAAAGUUUUAAUCCUAUUAGCAGUAGCAACAUUAUAGGCAUUUUGUAUUUUGUUUUUUGAUCGGUGUUGGUUUGUUGCUUCUUACCAAACUUGUAGUAAAACAAUCUUUAUAUAAGUAUACAUAUAAGUAUACAUGCUUAUACAUAAAACAUAGUUGUACUAAUUCUGUACAAGUAACAUUACCAGUUUGAUUUUAAUUGUCAAAAAAAAAAAAAAAAUCUGUAAUGUUUAAUAAUGCUUUUGGAACAAUAAGUGAUGUUUGUACAGUGUUUUUAUUGGUUGGCAUCCAAUUUCCUCAUCUUUCCUGAUUGAAAAAGGGCCCAGCUGUCCCAGAGAAUAUGGCAGGAUAGUACUGAAAGUCUUAGGGAUGUUGUACCUCAUGUUACUGGUGAUUAAUGUGAAGUCUUCUAAGAGAGUAGAGCCAUGGAAUUAACUCUAUAUAAUGUUGUUUUCAGUCCAUUAUUAUUAUUAUUAUUAUUAUUAUUAUUAUUAAUUUAUUACUGUAAUAUUCCCCAAAUGUUGGUUCCUAUCUUUUCCAGAGCUACCUUACUAGUCAGAAUCCAAUUUAGGGGGCCAAAAACCUAAAUAAACAAAUAGAAUGCAACUUGAAAGGAACAUUUAGCACUUAAGUCAGUAACUGUAAGGAGCCGUGUGGUGAUCUCAGGAUUGCCCUGCAACAACUAUAGAUUGAAAUCAGUGAAGGGAUCUCAAGAUUGCAAUAAAUAUGGUCAUUUUAUUGUUUAAAACAUUUAAGUAGACUAAUAUGUAUAUUAUUUUUAUUUUUUCAAAUCUGAAUUCUGAGACAUUUACAUGUGCAUUACUUGCUGAAUGUACAUCCGUUUUGCCACAGUAUGCAUAUUACUUCCUAUAUACUGUAAUCUUAACGAUACAAUUCUAGCAACAUGUCCAAUAUCUUUAGCACAUUACCUUCCUUUUGUUUUAAUAUUUAUAUGUGUAUACAUUUUUUUAAACUUGGAAAUAGCUGCAUGCCCAUUUAUCACUGUUUACUAUAUGUGGCAUUAUUGUUAACAAUUGUAUACAUAGUGAAAAUAAUGUGUUUAUAUCAUAAGGAGUCUCAAUUGCCAUUUAAAACUACAGACUGUAAAAUGGAGUACUGCAUAUUCAAUCAAAAAACAAAAUGAAAAAAAGGUGGUAACCAGCUUAACAUUGAUGUGUAUCUUUCAGUGUUGUGUUUAUUUAUAUUAUUGUUUUGAUAAAUAAAAUAUAUGAUUAUAACGGAA